Molecule: messenger RNA, 228 nt
Organism: Rotaria sp. Silwood2
Lineage: Eukaryota; Metazoa; Rotifera; Eurotatoria; Philodinida; Philodinidae
Source: the annotation of a GenBank genome assembly
AUGGAACAAGAACGUGUAUCAUCAUAUAUAACUGAUCCUGAUUUACCUUCUGGUCUCGAACAAAAAAAUGUUAUUAUUCAACGAGAUCGUUUUGGUUAUGGUCUAACAGUAUCUGGUGAUAAUCCUGUUUAUGUAUUAAGUGUACGUGAAGGUGGUGCUGCACAUCGAGCUGGAAUAAAUACAAAUGAUCAAAUCAUAAAGGUAAAACAUUUAUUAUUUAAUUUCUAA